This is a messenger RNA of Plenodomus lingam JN3, 2364 nucleotides long. RefSeq lists its product as uncharacterized. The record is from RefSeq and is a predicted model, not a curated record. Lineage: Eukaryota; Fungi; Ascomycota; Dothideomycetes; Pleosporales; Leptosphaeriaceae.
AUGGCUGACAUGGGUGGUAAUCUCCACCAGGAUCGCAAGCUCAUGCAUGAUACCAGCACAAGCAUCCACCGCAGCGACCAGCGCUCCACAUCCCCAGAAACGAUCGCAGGCAGCAACCACCUGACUGGAGGACGUGGUGGCGAGCACUCCGCCACGGAGGAUGGCACAAAUGAAGACGAAGAAGAAGACGACGUCGAUGACGAUGACGCCGAUGAAGAAGAAGAAGCAGACAGCAGCACCGCAAACGAUGACGAACUAGACGACGGUACUGAUGCCGAUGUGCCUGCCCCAUCUCAUGGCUAUGGCAAGGGAGGUAAGGGUAAGGGCAAGCGUCCUGCCAUUCGAGUCGAACCCGUCGAGGACGUCGAGACUCAUAAUGAAGAUGAUGAAAUAACACCCCUUGGAGCGGGGCUGAUUCCCAAUAAGCAUCCACUAAACUCACUGUUCAAGACGAACAAGAAACGUACAUACAGUAAUCUUUCAAGCACUUCAGUAUUGUUUGGAGAUGAUUCCACAGACCAAGAAUCCUUUCCUAGACGCAAGGUGGCGCGAAGGCUAAGUAAUGCGGUAACGAACCCAUUAUUGACGUACAAAGAGAAUGAAGAAGAAGCCUCUGUAACACAUUACGAAAAUGCCAUCGAGAGCGAUGAUGAAGAUUACAGUGGAGUAAAUCUCAUUCCUGAAGAUGAUGAAUCUGAUAUCGAGACAAUAGAGCGGCGGGAAGAGAGCUACAUUCUUCAAGAAGAGCAACAGGCUACUGCGCUGCUCAAUGACUACCGUGACGCUCGCCGGCUCAGUCUCGACAGUGUCGGAAGCGACAACAUAUUCGAUGUAUCUGCCCCACUUGAUGAUGUCUUCAUCUCUAGUCUUCCCGACUUUGGUUUUGCUCAAUUUUUCGAGCCACAGGCUAUUCCUGCCUCACCCGAACCAGCUGUCAAAAGAAAGUUCUCCGACAGCUCCACUAAACGUGUUCGAUUCGAUGAUGAGGUUCAAGUAUCCGACGAUUCCAGCUCAGAAUCGUCAGAGCUCGAUAGCAGUGUCUUUCCUGAUCUAUUCUUGGACCAAGAUAAGCUUCCCCCCCUUCUACAUCAGCUCAUGGAAGUCGAUCCUGAUGAUGAUGAUGGGGAUAUUGGCUCCCCCAUGUCUGACGGCUCCUUCUGGGAUUUUGGUCAAGAUGAGUCUCGCCUUGCUCAAGCCAACGAUUCGGACGACACGGACGAUGAGUCGUCCGCCGGCUCGAGUGGCUAUGAUUCCGACAUGGGUGAUACAACGGACGAGGAGGAUUUUGGUACGGACUUACCCCCGCAGACACCUAUUAAAAACCAGUCUGUCUUGCGGCAACCAGCUUCAGCACCAGGCUCUCGUGCUGCUACCCCAAAACCCUUCCAGCGCAGCUCUCGCCCUACUGGUCGCCAAAUUCCUCCUGCUCGUGGCGUCUUCAUUCACAACUCUAGCAAUGAAGCGAUUGCAAUCACCAACCGCUCGACUAAGACAGUCACGUUCUAUCGUCCCCGUACCACGAUGAUUCCGUGGAUUCCAAUGACCGGAUAUCCCAGUAGUACCAGUAGCACGGCAAAUGACAGUCCGCGGAACUCGAUUGCGCAACCCAAUGCCAAUGCCUCGGACAGCGAAGUCAGCAAUGAGGUCUUCAAUAAUACCAUCAACACAGACAUCAUGCUCAGUGGCAUCUUUGGAUCUGCGCCUGGCAAUGAGUACUUUUUCGCCAACGAGAGUGUUGGGCCUCCCGAGGCAUUCUACCCCUUUGUUAGCAUCGGCUCUGGUGGUCCCUUUAAUGCCAUGGACGAAGAUGAUGAAGACUCGGACGACUUUGAAGACGACCUGAACAUUGCCGACUUUAUGGACUUUGGCUCCGAAGGCGACGAAACCGACGAGGACCAGGAUGACGAUAUCGAGGAUACUGAUGUGCCAGCCACCCCAGCAACCUCAACAUUGGCUAUGGAUGGAUCUACCCCUGCGCGUCCCAUGUCAGCCACGCCAAUUAACCGCAAGAGGACUACAUCAGAUGUUAUGCUCGAGCAUUUUGAUCGUGGAGUGGUUACAGCCUUCCGAAACAACCAGAACCGCUUCCGCGAUGUAGCAUCCCUGCCAUCCGACCCAGCCGCACGAGCAUCAGUCUCUCGCCCAGUUCGCUCAGGCAAGUCUGCAGAAACAGUCAUCACGCCCCUUCGUAAACGGUCCCGGUCCAAUCGCAUGGCGAAGUCGCCCCUGAAGCCGGUCUCAACCUUUGGUAACAACAGCUCGCCACUCGGAAAAGUCGCCAAAGCCACUGGCCGUUUGCAGAAUAAUGUAAUGAGCCCGCCUCGGGGCCCUCCCCCACGUAUGGGCACCUUCUCUAAAGUGUAG